GCAUAUUAAUAAUUGAGAAAAAAAAUGAAACCUGCAAUUUGUACUUAUAUUUUGCAUAUCGGCGUUUUUAACUGUGAAGUUCUUUGCCUUCAGCGGAUGUCGGUAAUUUCAAAUUGAAAAGCAUAAAACAUUCUAAAUUUCUUGAAUUUUCGAAUAAUUCACGGGUGACGUCCCAAUGAGCGAAUACCCUGGGUAAAAUUGCCCAGUUUAUAAAUGGGAUAUGAUGGCAGAAGAUUUGAGGUUAUGUCAUGUUAUCAAAUUUGCAGAAGCGAAGUGUUAGUUUGAUGUAAAUAAUACCAUUAAAAAACGAUGUCUGUGGUAAUUGAAACCACUUUGGGUGACUUAACUGUAGAUCUUUUUCUAAAUGAACGCCCUAGGGCCUGUUUAAAUUUUCUAAAAUUAUGCAGUAUUAAAUACUAUAAUUAUAAUUUGUUCCAUACGAUCAGUAGAGGCUUUAUCGCUCAGUCUGGUGAUCCGACAGGAAGCCGUACUGGUGGAGAAUCAAUAUUUGGUAUUUUGAAUGGCCCAUCAAAACGAUAUUUUGAAGCGGAAAAUGAACCAAGAAUUAAGCACACUAAACUCGGCUUAAUUUCAUUUGUGGGAGCUGAAGACAAUAUGAUUGGAUCUCAAUUUUUUAUUACUUUAGGUGAGAACUUGGCGUACUUGGACGAUAAACAUUGUGUGUUUGGUGAAAUAGUGGAAGGAUUUGAUGUUUUGGAAAUUCUGAAUGAAGUUAUCUGUGAUAAUGAUGACAGGCCCUAUCAAGAUGUUCGUAUCACACAUACUGUUGUUUUGGAUGAUCCAUAUCCCAAUCCUAAAGGAUUACUUGUUCCCUCCAGGUCACCAUCACCUAGUGCAGAGCGGCUACAAGGUGGAAGAAUUGCUCCAGAUGAAGAAAUUGAUGAAAUAUCAGGCAAGACAGCCAAAGAAAUUGCCGAGAUGCAAGCAGAAAGAGAAGCUAAAGCUAGAGCUACUAUCUUAGAAAUGGUUGGUGAUAUCCCAGAUGCAGAAAUAGCUCCACCAGAAAAUGUGUUAUUUGUGUGUAAGUUAAAUCCUGUCACAACUGAUGACGAUUUAGAAAUCAUAUUCAGUCGUUUUGGCAAAAUUAAAUCAUGUGAAGUUAUUAGGGAUAAGAAAACAGGUGAUUCCUUGCAGUAUGCAUUUAUUGAAUUUGAAAAUCAGAAAGCAUGUGAAGAUGCAUACUUCAAAAUGGAUAAUGUUCUUAUUGAUGACAGAAGAAUCCAUGUGGAUUUCAGCCAAAGUGUAUCUAAAGUUAAGUGGUUGGGAAAGGGACGUGUUUCAUAUUAUGAUGAUACAGGAAAAAAACAAACUAAUGGCAAUCAAGAUAUAGGAAAAGGAAACUAUAGAGUUAAGAGUGGAAGAAGAUCUAGAUCACCUAAAGACAAUAGAAGGAAGUCUCCACAGAGAUUGCGAUCUCCCAGGAGGAGAUCAAAGUCUCCCAGGAGGAGAUCAAAGUCUCCUAGGAGGAGGUCAAGGUCUCCCUGGAAACGUUCAAGGUCUCCUCAUUUACAAUCACUUAAGAAAUCUGAGAGGUCUUUGAGAAAAUCGAGAUCCCCUAAAAUGAGAACACCUGACACUGCCAGAUCCAGAUCUGACAAAAAGGACAAGUCCCAAAAUCAUAAAGACAGGGAACAUAAAUAUCACAUGGAAGACAAGAAAAGGGACCGACAAGAAAGGAAACACAAAGAAUUUAGGUCUAAAAUAGUGAAUAGAGAAACACAAAAAAGAAGUGAAAAAAAACAUCUUGUGUCAGAUAGUGAUAGUGAGUUAGAUAGUAAAUCCUACAAAAAAAGGCACAAAACCAAAAAAUCAAAGGACAAGAAAAAACACAGGUCCUCAAGCAGUAGUUCAUGUUGAGGCAAUAAUUUGUUGAUUUUUGAAAAAUGGUGUUUUAUUUCUGAAU
Messenger RNA from Cylas formicarius (sweet potato weevil), 1924 nucleotides. Its product is annotated as peptidyl-prolyl cis-trans isomerase sig-7. Lineage: Eukaryota; Metazoa; Arthropoda; Insecta; Coleoptera; Brentidae. The record is from RefSeq and is a predicted model, not a curated record. Gene Ontology annotation, biological process: protein peptidyl-prolyl isomerization. Gene Ontology annotation, molecular function: peptidyl-prolyl cis-trans isomerase activity; RNA binding. The transcript has a single exon. Bases 310 to 1878 code for a protein of 522 amino acids. Gene Ontology annotation, cellular component: nucleus.